UCUUUUCGAAAAACUUUAAAAAUUCGAAAAUUUUAGGCGAAAAAUUCUUGUCCAUGCUUUUAGAUAUUUACAAAAAUGGAACAUUUCCUAAACACCAACGGGGUGGCCUUCACAAGCUGGGAGUUUUAUCCGCGAGCUAGGCCCACGGAAUUCUAUCGGACCAUGCAGCCCAGGCGUACGAAACAGAGCCAAAGGGCCGAACAUCCGAUGGAUAUGCUGACCGAACUGGCAGCUUUCCACGAUCCGCUACGGCCGCGGAGACGCAUACAACCACCUCUGAAUUCCGGUACUCAGCUGCAACGCAACUUUUACUUUUCUUAAAAGAAAUGGCAAUCAGCAAAUUACUGGAAAAGACAGCUUCAUUUAACACAUUUGCCAUGAGCUCCAAAUUAUUGUUACAACCCUAAACAACCUAAAUAAGAAACAAAUCAAACCUGA
This is a messenger RNA of Scaptodrosophila lebanonensis, 438 nucleotides long. RefSeq lists its product as uncharacterized. Bases 76 to 321 code for a protein of 81 amino acids. Lineage: Eukaryota; Metazoa; Arthropoda; Insecta; Diptera; Drosophilidae. The transcript has 2 exons. The record is from RefSeq and is a predicted model, not a curated record.